CAGCCCGGUCCUGAAUUCUGAUACAACCCUAAACCCUUAAAUACGAGCCCUCAACCCCCAUUUUUCCAGGGUUUCAUUCGAAGAGAAUCAGAUCCGCCGCAGGGAAGCUCUGAGACUUACAUCGAUGGCGAGAAUCAAGGUCCAUGAACUGCGUCAGAAAACAAAGGCGGAUCUGCUGAGCCAGCUCAAGGAUCUUAAGGCCGAGCUUGCCCUCCUGCGCGUCGCCAAGGUCACCGGUGGUGCACCCAACAAGCUCUCCAAGAUAAAGGUGGUGAGGCUGUCGAUUGCGCAGGUGUUGACGGUGAUUUCCCAGAAGCAGAAGGAGGCUCUGAGAGAAGUUUACAAGAAGAAGAAAUACCUUCCCCUCGAUCUGCGUCCCAAGAAGACCAGGGCCAUUCGUAGAAGGCUCACCAAACACCAGUCAUCAUUGAAGACUGAACGAGAGAAGAAGAGAGAGAUGUAUUUUCCCAUGAGGAAGUAUGCUAUCAAGGUGUAGGGUGUAGGGGACUUCAGCUUGAAAGAUCUUGGCACCUUAUUUUAAAAAAUCCCCUCGGUUGAUAAAAUUUUGGCGUUUGUUUAGUCUUAAUUAAUGAUUAGAGGACUUAAUCUUACGUUCUUGUUUGAUGUUUGAAAGUUGUGGAUUAUCUCAUACUACAGUGGGAUGAAGCUAUUCUUAUUUGAUGAA
This is a messenger RNA of Juglans microcarpa x Juglans regia, 685 nucleotides long. Its product is annotated as 60S ribosomal protein L35. Bases 125 to 496 code for a protein of 123 amino acids. The transcript has 4 exons. Gene Ontology annotation, molecular function: structural constituent of ribosome; mRNA binding. NCBI's taxonomy places the organism in Eukaryota, Viridiplantae, Streptophyta, Magnoliopsida, Fagales, Juglandaceae. Gene Ontology annotation, biological process: maturation of LSU-rRNA from tricistronic rRNA transcript (SSU-rRNA, 5.8S rRNA, LSU-rRNA); translation. The record is from RefSeq and is a predicted model, not a curated record. Gene Ontology annotation, cellular component: cytosolic large ribosomal subunit; ribosome.